Molecule: messenger RNA, 1239 nt
Organism: Cydia amplana
Lineage: Eukaryota; Metazoa; Arthropoda; Insecta; Lepidoptera; Tortricidae
Exons: 2
Coding region: 7-1185 (392 amino acids)
Source: RefSeq, a predicted model, not a curated record
UACGCAAUGUCAAGGCAAGUGAAAGCAUCUCAGCGGGACUUGUUUAAGAAGAUAACAGAAGAACAGGAGUAUGACGACUACCUGGUCACGGAAAGGGACGCUGAUGGCUCCAGCAUCAUGUCGUCUCUCUCCUUCUUAACACUCCGCGCUAAAGGGAAAAAAGACAUGAAGCUAUUCGCAAAAUCUGCCGCAUGGAGUGAAAGAACAAGAUUGAGUAACGGUAGUUUUUGUCCGUAUAGCGUCGAGCUGUACUUCUACGAAACAUUGUGGAAGAAAUACGAAAAGUUAGAAGAAAUGUGCAGUGUUCCACAGGAGCAUAGAUUCCGUAAACCGAAACUGUAUGGAAGCAGCUUCGAAUAUCUGGACGAAACUCUAGUAAUAGAAGACUUGGUUGCAAAAGGCUAUGAGGAUUCUGAUCGACAGAAAUCGGCGGAUUUUGAGUAUAUGUCAACGGGUAUCGCUUUGAUUGCGCAGUUUCAUGCUCUUUCCUUGGCUUACUCCCAGUAUGCGCCAGAUGCUUUUAAGAAAACCAGCGAAUAUUUGACGAUGAACGAAUCUAAACUAGAAAUGUGGUUGGCAAGCGUUUCGCCUAAAAUGCUGGCUAAUGCGUUCUCAUCCGCUGAAAAACAUAGAGAAAAACUUGAAAACUACUUUGAGACACCGAAGAGAUUCCAUCAAAUACUUAUGGGUUAUUAUUAUUACCGAAGAAGAAACAGCAACGUUUUGGUUCACGGGGAUUUCAAGCCAAGCAACUUAAUGCAUAGGCGUAGAAAUGGGAAAUUAGAAUUAGCUGUCGUUGACUUUCAGUUGGUUCACGAUGCAAAUGCUGUGGUCGAUCUAAUGUACUUCAUUUAUACUGCUACAGACGAAUCAUUUCGCCGGGUCCACUAUCGAGAAUUACUGGAUCUGUACUAUGAGCAGCUGAAGGCGUCCUUGUUUAGACUACGCGUUGACCCAGAGCAGGUAUAUCCGGAGAAUACUUACAGAUCGCACGUGGCAGAGUGUGCAAUGUUGGGGCUAGCUAUAGGCGUGGGGUUACUGCCUAUGGUGUUGGUGGAUAAAGACGAAAUCCCUGCUUUUAAUGAGGAUGCAGAUAUGGACGAUAUUGCGGUGGCAGGUAACGCUCUUUUUAGAGAGCGUUUUAAUGGUAUACUCAAUAACUACGUAGAGUGGGGACUGCUGUGAGGAGAGUUAACAUAACUAUGGAGCCGUUGUCGACAAUUCUCCACGUCAUGAGAU